Molecule: messenger RNA, 2230 nt
Organism: Phymastichus coffea
Lineage: Eukaryota; Metazoa; Arthropoda; Insecta; Hymenoptera; Eulophidae
Gene: SCaMC
Product: calcium-binding mitochondrial carrier protein SCaMC-2
Exons: 10
Coding region: 400-1857 (485 amino acids)
Biological process (GO): transmembrane transport
Molecular function (GO): ATP transmembrane transporter activity; calcium ion binding
Source: RefSeq, a predicted model, not a curated record
AUGCUGUUAGGCAGAGAGUCAGAGACAGUUAUUCGUGAAUCAUCGUGUUCUUGUCUGUACCGUAUUCUUGUGUUCCUUAAAGGUUAAACGCGCGACAAGUGUCAAUAUAAACGUUUUACACUAAAGUUCGAGUGACAUCCAGGAGUAGACAAUGUCAUAGUCCAUAUUAGUGUUCUUUCGGGGUGUGAAGCCAGAGUAAGCGUGUAUACGCGUGUGGCAUCACCGUCAGCCAGUAGUCGCACGUAAGCGACUCUGUGUGUGCGAGCAGCGGCAUAUUAUUGCUUAUUGUUGAAGCAGUACCGAAACGUCGAGUACAGUAUCCACGAAUAUUCCGGUACGCUUGAGCACACCUAUAUCAUCGAUUAAAUCGCGAAACCAUCACACAGUUACGAUACAAAAAUGCCGACGAGUACAUUAGCGAGAGGUGUAAGUGCAGCUAUAACUGCUCAACCAACGCCACCGCCAGCACACUAUCUUCACGAAUUGCCAGCUCAAGACGAGGAGAGAUUAGGCAUAUUAUUUAAAUCUCUGGAUCUUGAUGGAAAUGGCAGGAUUGACGUGCACGAUCUAUCCAAGGCACUUUCUCAAGCUGGAGUGCAUGAGAGAUAUGCUCAGAAAUUUUUGGCUCGUUCCGAUCAAACGAAAAGUGGAGACAUCUCUCUGGCAGAGUUCAUCCAUUACGUACGAGAGCAUGAGAAAAAUUUACGUCUGCAAUUCACAGAUCUCGAUAAAAAUAAAGAUGGAAGGAUUGACUUAGAAGAAUUGAUAAAAGCAUUCAAGGAUCUUGGCAUUGAAAUGGAACGAGCCGAAGCGAAAAAACUACUUCAGAGGAUGGACAAAGACGGAAGUCUUAACAUUAGCUUCAAUGAAUGGAGAGAUUUCUUGCUUUAUGCCCCUACUAAUGAUAUCCACGAACUUAUCCAAUACUGGCGACAUACAACAUAUAUGGACAUUGGCGAAGACAUCGGAGUGCCCGAUGACUUCACCAGCAGCGAAAUGGUAUCUGGCAUGUGGUGGCGGCAUCUGCUUGCUGGUGGUGUUGCUGGUGCGGUUUCACGUACCUGUACAGCACCGCUUGAUCGUAUCAAGGUCUACCUCCAGGUACACGGAUCGCGACAAUGCAACAUCAUGAGUUGCGGUAAAUACAUGUUCCGUGAAGGUGGCAUGAAAAGUUAUUGGCGUGGCAAUGGCAUCAAUGUACUUAAAAUCGGCCCCGAAACGGCUCUAAAGUUCAUGGCCUACGAGCAGGUGAAAAGAACGAUCAAAGGUUCUGACAAUCGUGAGCUAAGUAUCUACGAGAGGUUCGUCGCGGGUUCAAUUGCCGGUGGUAUUAGUCAGUCUGCCAUUUAUCCUCUUGAAGUGCUAAAGACACGGUUAGCACUGCGAAAGACAGGAGAAUUCAAAGGCAUUGUCGACGCGGCGGAAAAGAUUUACUUGCAGUCGGGUAUCAAAAGCUUUUACAGAGGCUACAUACCCAAUCUCAUCGGAAUCCUGCCUUAUGCAGGAAUAGAUUUAGCUGUAUACGAGACGCUAAAAAACAACUACAUAAGGACGCACGACAAGAACGAGCAGCCGGCAAUAUGGUUGUUGAUUACGUGUGGUACGGUCUCGAGCACCGCUGGCCAGGUAUGCUCGUAUCCGUUGGCUCUAGUCAGAACGCGGCUGCAGGCGCAAGUCGCGCCAGAAUCCGGACCUAACAAUAUGGUUGGCAUCUUCACAGACAUAUUCAAAAGAGAAGGAAUACGCGGGCUUUACCGUGGCCUCACGCCUAAUUUCCUAAAGGUUGCACCAGCAGUAUCAACCAGUUACGUCGUGUAUGAAUAUGUCCGAUCAGCGCUAGGCGUCAACAUGACGUGAUGAAAAUAUUACCUAGGUUUAUCAAUUUUUAUUAAAUUAUUCUGUAAUUUUACGCUAGGAGUAUACAGUAAUAAUGCAAAAUGAAAUUUGACUAAAUGAAAUGAUAAAAACAACGUGAAAUACCGCAUGCGUGCAUCGUUAGAGUAUGUGACUUGCUGGAAAAAGGAAACAGGAAAUCCAAUAACUGCGGCGUUUUCUCUUUCUAAUUAAUCGUAAUUUAAUUCAAUUUAUUUAUUGUUAAACGACGUUGUAAAAUUUUCUCGAGAGCCUUUGCGACUUCACCGUUUCAGGUACGCUAUAUAUUUUUACAGAGAGAGUGAUAUUCAUUUCUGCCUAUGACGAUAGAAAGAUUGUUGAAAAAAACGUGAGAAAA